AAAAAUGCUACGCAAAUGGCGCCUGCGGCCAAGCUGGCUGAAAAUGUCAGCAGCAGCAGAAAGCCAGCGCGCCGUCACCGCCGCGGCCACGACAACGACGCCGUGCUUGAAAUGGCCCGCUUCUACGUGUUGCUUCAGCUGUUCGUAGCACCGCUAACCGUGCUGGCAUUGGAUCUAACCGGCGGUCUUUCGGCAGAGGAGUGCCUCGCGCGUGGAUUUAGGAAACCCGACCUGAUAUGCUCGUCGUGUAGGAGUUUGCCAAAUUUUGACCUCGACUUUCUUAAAGAAGACUGCAACAAAUGCUGUGUGCAAACCGAGGAGCGGGUCACUGCAAAGAAGUAUGCCCGUGCUGUGCUGGAAGUAUGCGCAUGCAAGUUUGGACAUAUGCCUCAGAUUGAAGCAUUUUGCCGUGGACCCAAGCCAAAGCAGUUUCCCAACCUGACCAUCAAGUACCUUAGAGGUGCCGAUCCAAUCAUCAAGCUCUAUGAUGAGAGUGGAGAAGUGCAAGAAGAGCUCAGCAUUAAGAAGUGGGACACGGACACAAUCGAGGAAUUUCUGUUUGAGCACUUAGCUCCGUGACAUGGCUUGGGAGGCUCCGAGAGAUUUUUCUGUAGAUAGUCACGAGGGGUGUUCAAAUGGCGCUAACAGUUGAACCAUGAAUUCCUUUUGUAGGAUACCUUUUUAAUGCUGCUUUUGCAGUAAGUGCCGACAGGUUUUUAGGGCACAUGUUGCUUCAAAAUUUUUCUGAACUGUUUUUAUGGCUUGUGCUUGCAGUCUUGUGUUUAGCUCCUUCAUAUGCAAGAAAGUCUAUGGGCAUAUUUGAAGGAAUGGAGAAAAAAAAAAGCCCUAGAGGCUCAGUUAUUAGAUAUAUACAAACAUGUACAGUUUUGGAUGGCAAGUUUUAACUUCUGUGUUAAUACAACUUUUGAAAAUCCUUUUUUUGAACAUUAACUUGCUAUUGCAUUGUGUUAGGACUGGGACUGUUUUUUAUGAGCAAUGUAUUUAACGAUGUUGAGAGUAAGCUUUAUACAUUGUAAUUGUUUCAUUUACCAAUGCUUCAUUGUUGAAAACAUUGCUUUUUCUUCACCGGUAAAUAAACCGUUCUGCGCAAAGUACAAA
Molecule: messenger RNA, 1119 nt
Organism: Dermacentor silvarum
Lineage: Eukaryota; Metazoa; Arthropoda; Arachnida; Ixodida; Ixodidae
Product: selenoprotein F
Exons: 4
Coding region: 16-579 (187 amino acids)
Cellular component (GO): endoplasmic reticulum lumen
Molecular function (GO): oxidoreductase activity
Source: RefSeq, a predicted model, not a curated record